ACCUCUUCUUCCUCCUUCCUCCCUGCCGCUCCGUUAUAAUAUCCCAGCAAACCGCCCACCUCUCUCACCUCUCCCCUCUCUCUCCCUCUCUCUCGAGCGCUCUCGCGGCACGUCAACUCCAUUCCCUUCCUUCCCCUCCCGCUGCAGAUUGCUCGAUCAAGUCAAGAUUGACGCGGACAGAGCAUCCAGGAGAUUGGUCGGCGGAUCGAAUCAUGACGACGGACAAUGCAAGAAUCCCAAAGUCGUCGUCGUGGCCGAGGAGGACGAGGACGGCGGUGAGGAGAUGGCUGAGCCUCAAGACCAACGCAGAGCCGUCGUUCCAUUCAGACUGCGCCAGUGACAGAUUUGGCAUCAGAGGGCAGGAGCAGAGGAGGCGCAAGAGCUGCUCGGACAGGGACGGCAGCCGGCGAGAUCUGUCAGGUGAAGCAGGGUGGUUGGUGGAGGAGGGGCGCGAGAAUCUGGUGCCUCCCCUACGGCAUGGGCCGAGCUCGUCGUGGCAGCCUCCCAAGGAGCUCAGAGUGCUAGUGGGGACGUGGAACGUGGGCGGGAGAGCGCCGCACCAAGGGCUCGACCUCUCCGACUGGCUCCUCGACCAACAUGCCUCUUCCUCGCCUCCCCACAUCUACGUCCUCGGCUUUCAGGAAAUAGUGCCGCUGAACGCUGGGAAUGUUCUCGGGGCGGAGGACAGGGUCCCCGCUUCCAAGUGGCUCGACCUUAUUGGCCAAGCCUUGAACCCUUCCUCCUUGGAGAGAAGCAACAAUUAUCACCACGGUCACCGGUGCACGGCUGCCGAGGAGGCGCACCCUGAAUGUAGUCAAAAGGCCAAGGUCGGCUUCACGGAUAUACCGGUGAUGGACGAUACAGUGUCAGAGCUUGAGGAGGAAGAGGAGGAGGAUAGCGAGCCUUCCACGUCAAACCCGGAGUCGAGCAGCGAGGAGGAGACGAGCGAGUUUGUGACGAUGUUGCAAGAAAGGGCGAGGCACGGGUACCGCCUGGCAGCGAGCAAGCAGAUGGUGGGCAUCUUCCUCUGCGUGUGGGUCCGGGCGGAUGUCAUGCCACGUGUCACCGGCCUCAGGGUCUCGUGUGUUGGCAGGGGCAUCAUGGGGUACAUGGGAAACAAGGGGUCCAUCUCGAUCAGCCUGACGCUGCAAGGUGGCAGCUCGGCGGCGGCGUCCACGAGCCUGUGCUUCGUGUGCACGCACCUGGCGUCCGGCGAGAAGGACGGCGACGAGGUGCGCCGGAACAGCGACGUCGCGGAGAUCCUCAAGCGGACGAGGUUCCCGCGGGUACACCGGUUCUCCAGGCUGCCGGCGUCGGCACCGUCGUCGCCGGAGACCAUCUUGGAGCACGAGUACCAAGGUGAUAUGGCUCGGCGAUCUGAACUACCGGCUGUCGUCGACGGGCGGCGGCGGCGGCGGCGACGUCGAGACGCGGGGGCUGCUGGAGCGGAACGAGUGGCGGGCGCUGCUGGAGCGCGACCAGCUGCGCGCGGAGCAGAGGGCCGGGCGCGUGUUCGGCGGCGGGUGGGAGGAGGGGGAGAUCCGGUUCCCGCCCACGUACAAGUACCUUGCCGAGUCCGACACCUACGCCAUGGCCGCACUGAGCUCCUCCGCCGCCGGGAGGCCGUCGCGGGAGAAGAAGAAGCGCACGCCGGCAUGGUGCGACCGCAUCCUGUGGCGCGGCGAGGGCGUGGAGCAGGCGUGGUACGAGCGCGGCGAGUCGCGCUUCUCCGACCACCGCCCCGUCAACUCCCUCUUCUCCAUCCGCCUCCACCACCACCACCACCACCACCACGACGGCAGCAGCCUGCAGGCCACCGCUAAUAAGGCAUGCUGCCGGCAACGCAGGACACCGCCCGCGGGCGGCGCGGUGAUCGAGGCCGAGGAGCUGCUCGUCGCGCCGCCCCGGGACUGCCGCCGGUGCCUCCAGUCCUCGAGAUUCUGACACGUCAUACGUGGUGACCAUCGAAGAACGGCAGCGGCGGCCUCAAAAGGUGGCCGUCGCGGCGCACGCGUGCCGGCCGGCGCUGAAACAUAGGCGAGCCCGGCCGUGGUACGUGCACCGGCAGGCAGGUGGCGUACGUGCUCGUUAUUGCCUGCCAUUUGGCCACGGAGCUCGCAGCAAUUUUCACUCUGAGAGGAGAAGGACGGGACAUUCUUCUCGGGAACGCGCGAGCUUUUCAGGGUGGAUGCCUUGCCUUCUUCGGAGGAAUCUUCUUAGUAGAGUAGUAAUUCUUCCUUCAUGUCUAAACUUAUCACAGUAUGCGUGUAGCCCAGCAGUAUAGAAUAGGAAAUCAGGAAUCCUUGUCUUCUUUUCUCUGUCGUUUUGUUUUGGACGUACAUAAGAAGAAAAAAACUGUAAUCUCGAAAUUUUCUUCAGUUCAUAUAUAAUUAUAUAUAUAAGGAGAUGGGUUGUCCAUA
This is a messenger RNA of Aegilops tauschii subsp. strangulata, 2420 nucleotides long. The record is from RefSeq and is a predicted model, not a curated record. Lineage: Eukaryota; Viridiplantae; Streptophyta; Magnoliopsida; Poales; Poaceae.